Glycine soja is the source of this 992-nucleotide messenger RNA. Its product is annotated as endo-1,3;1,4-beta-D-glucanase-like. Gene Ontology annotation, molecular function: hydrolase activity. The coding region runs from base 1 to 777 and encodes 258 amino acids. The transcript has 8 exons. The record is from RefSeq and is a predicted model, not a curated record. NCBI's taxonomy places the organism in Eukaryota, Viridiplantae, Streptophyta, Magnoliopsida, Fabales, Fabaceae.
AUGUCAGGACCUCAAUGCUGUUCAAAUCCACCAAGCUUGAACCCCACUGGAGGAGGUGGCCAUGUUGACAAAGUAGGUGGUAUUGAUUCCUAUUUCACUGGAUCUCCUCACUCUAAACUCGCCGUUCUUAUGCUCUCCGAUGUUUUUGGAUAUGAAGCGCCAAAUUUAAGGAAGCUUGCUGACAAAGUUGGAGCUGCUGGGUAUUAUGUAGUUGUUCCUGACCUCUUGGAUGGUGAACCCUUUAAUCCUCAGAAUUCGGACAGGCCCUUUCCUGCUUGGAUAAAAGAUUGUGCCACUGGCCUGCCACAUUUGUUGGCAGUUUCUGAGAAAGGUGCUGAACCUACAAAACCCAUAAUUGAAGCCUUAAAAAGUAAAGGUGUUUCAGCUAUUGCAGCUGUUGGUUUUUGUUGGGGUGCUAAGGUUGUUAUUGAACUUGCGAAAUCCAAACUUAUUCAAACUGCUGUGCUAUUGCAUCCAUCAUUUAUCUCCCUGGAUGACAUCAAGGGUGUUGAUACUCCAAUUGCUAUACUUGGAGCCGAGAUUGACCAAGUUUCUCCUCCAGAGCUUGUGAAACAAUUUGAACAAGUCCUAGCUGCUAAAUCUGGGAUAUCAUUCAUGAGCAUUUUUUUUGUGUUGGUUGCCAGUUUUGUUAAAAUAUUUCCGAAAGUUUCACACGGUUGGGCUGUGAGAUAUAACACUGAGGAUGCAGAAGCUGUGAAGGUGGCAGAAGAGGCCCACCAGGACUUGCUGGACUGGCUUGCUAAACAUCACAAGUGAGACCUAUUGUUCUGUCAAAACUGUACAAUGGAGUACUUGAGGGAAGGAUGUAAAAUGCUACUCAAUCAACGUGCCUGUAGUUUGCAAGAAAAUAAAUGUUGUAUUAUUACCUGUUGGAAGUGAAUCUUAUUUCUGGAUGAUCCUAAUAAUGUUGAUUUGAGUUUGGUGGACAGUUGUGAUUUGAGAUCUUAAUAAUGUCUUGGUGUUACUGUGUA